Messenger RNA from Dermacentor silvarum, 1124 nucleotides. RefSeq names its product carbonic anhydrase. NCBI's taxonomy places the organism in Eukaryota, Metazoa, Arthropoda, Arachnida, Ixodida, Ixodidae. The transcript is spliced from 9 exons. The record is from RefSeq and is a predicted model, not a curated record. The coding region runs from base 111 to 1073 and encodes 320 amino acids. Gene Ontology annotation, molecular function: carbonate dehydratase activity; zinc ion binding.
UUAAGUAUUUGCCUUUGCGCCUACACGAAUAACAGGUGGGACGUGGUGUGCCACGGAGUCAAGCGUUGCCCCCGAAACUGCAGGCGUGUUGAAGAGGGUGCGGCGAACCAAUGUCUGCGCAGACAUUUUGUGGGGCUGCAGGUCACAUGGGUCCAAGUCCAUCCUCUGAGAAUGGUACCUCGCAUCGGAACGAGGCUCUACGCAGAAGUUACGAAGGCGAAACGAAGGAGAAAGUUUCCGACGACGUUGUGCCAAAUGAAAACGGGGAGCACGAGUGUCAUUGGUCCUACGAUGGAGUAAAAGGGCCCAAACCGGACAAGUGGGGCGACCUGGUGUUCUGCAUGCCUGGAAGCGUAUGCGACAGGGGCUCCGUUCAGUCACCCAUCGAGAUACCUUCCGGUCUCAGUGAAGAAAGCGCAAACCUCAAGCUGGAAAACUACGACAAGGGCUUCGCGAAGUUCGACGUAGACGUGGACGGUCACGCGAUCAUGGUGAUGAUCAAGGAAGGCGGCGCUGCUCCAUCUGUGGAAAGCGAGGACGUGCUUGGCGAAGGCAAAUUUGUGCUGAAACAGUUUCACUUCCACCUCGGGACCAACGACAGCCGCGGAGCGGAACACAAGAUCGACGAAGCAGGGCACGGCUUUCCCAUGGAGGCCCACUUCGUCCAUGCCAAAGAAGGUAAAAGCAGCGUGAACGAGGCCCUCAAGGAGCCCGGCAAUGUACUCGUUGUGGCUGUCCUGUUCCAGGUGGAAGACACACCUGCGGACGAUAAAGCGGACGCUGCGCUCCAAGCCAUUGUUGACAAAAUCGGCGUCACCACCGACUCCGUCAAGAAACUGAAGCUCGACGACUUCAUAGGUCCCAUCACAAGUUACUACAACUACAAAGGCUCUCUGACGACGCCCCCUUGCACGGAGGGUGUCGAGUGGAUCGUUCUCGACUCGCAUCCCUCGGUCAAAAAGAAAACGCUCCAAGCGCUACGCGACAAGUCGCCAAAGGUACCCAAGGACAACUUUCGUCCGUACAAGACUUCCCAGAACCGUGAAGUCAAAAAGUACACCACGACAACGUAGUUGGAAUAAAGCUCGUCUUCUCUCCCGCGAGACUCCGCCGGUUGCGGCUUA